Messenger RNA from Lotus japonicus, 3209 nucleotides. RefSeq lists its product as uncharacterized. The transcript has 3 exons. The record is from RefSeq and is a predicted model, not a curated record. The coding region runs from base 121 to 2955 and encodes 944 amino acids. NCBI's taxonomy places the organism in Eukaryota, Viridiplantae, Streptophyta, Magnoliopsida, Fabales, Fabaceae. Gene Ontology annotation, molecular function: ADP binding. Gene Ontology annotation, biological process: signal transduction.
UUUAUAUCCUUUUUGUGAGGAAGUUGAUAUAGCACAAUACAAAACCAAUCACUUUGAUAACUUUCUGAUCUCCAACUUUUGUGCCAGCAACUUUUUGAGUUAUACAAACCUCAAUUUGGGAUGGAGAGAUCUUCUUCCUUGGCACGUUUGUUAGCUGAAGAGUUUCAGAAUCUGAUUAAUAUGAGAAAUUUUGUGCUGAAGAGAGUUGAAGAAGCAAGUGGAAAAAAUGAACAAAUCAAUGGUGCUGUUCGGGUGUGGCUAGAUGAAGUGGAGAAACUGCUCGUAGAAAAAAUGAAUCUGGAGAGAAAAACUGGUCUGAUGGUGAACCCUGAGUGGUGCUCUGACAUGAUAAAGAAAACAAAGAAGCUUCAUGACCAAUGCAAAUUUGAGCUAUUUACCAUCCCAAGUGGAAUAUCAAGCGAGAAUAAAAGUGGAAGAACCGCUCAAAAUUCCAUCAUAGCUGAUCAACAUGGAAAGCCAAAAACAACUUCUCCAAGUGUGGAGUCAGGACCAACUCCAGGUAAAGAGUCAUCAUUCUCUUCACAUGUAGUAAAGUCUAGACCUAUCUCGAGUCGAGGUGCUAUGUUGGACUCUACACGUGUAGAGUCCAAUAUAACUCCACGUUUAGAGUCCUCCAACUUUUCCGGAAAGUUUGUAUCCUCAAACUCUACAAAAGAGACUUCAGAUCCAGUACUAUUGAAGUCUAGAAAAGAUGAAAUUGCAAAUCCAUUUCCAUUUCCAAAGUCCACAUUAACUCCACAAGCAAAGUCCAUUAUCCCCAUUGUCCAAAUUCCACCACGUGAUGAGUUCUCCAACAUUUCCAGAGAGUUUGUGUCCUCCAACUCUACAAAAGAGCAAUCAGAUCCAGUACUAUUGAAGCCUAGAAAAGAUGAAAUCGCAAACCCAUCUCCAUUUCCAAAGUCCACAUUAACUCCACAAGCAGAGUCCAUUAUCCCCAUUAUCCAAACUCCACCACGUGAUGAAUCCUCCAUUUUUUCCGGAAAGUUUGUGUCCUCCAACUCUACAAAAGAGACUUCAGAUCCAGUACCAUUGAAUCCUAGAAAAGAUGAAAUUGCAAACUCAUUUCCAUUUCCAAAGUCCGCAUUAACUCCACAAGCAGAGUCCAUUAUCCAAACUCCAUCACAUGAGGAGUCCUCCAACUUUUCUAGAAAGUUUGUGUCCUCCAACUCUACAAAAGAGACUUUAGAUCCAAUACUAUUGAAGCCUAGAAAAGAUGAAAUUGCAAUCCCAUCUUCAUUUCCAAAGUACACAUUAACUCCACAAGCAGAGUCCAUUAACCCCAAUAUCCAAACUCCACCACGUGAUGAGUCCCCCAACUUCUCCAAAAAGUUUGUGUCCUCCAACUCUACAAAAGAGACUUCAGAUCCAGUACUAUUGAAGCCUAGAAAAGAAGAAAUUGCAAACCCAUCUCCAUUUCCAAAGUCCACAUUAACUCCACAAGUAGAGUCCAUUAUCCAAACUCCACCACAUGUAGAGUCCUCUGCUUUUUCAGAAAAGUCUGUCCCUUUAAAAGAGGUUCCAAGAAAUUCAUCUCCAAGAAAUAUAGAGUCCAACUCAACUGGAGGGUCAAAACCAAUCCCCAGUACUUCACAUUCAAAGUCCAGCUAUUAUGGAAAUCCAGUGUCUUAUAUCUCUCCAAGAGGAGGGGCUUCAAAUCAAGAGUUGAAAGAACAAAAAGAUGAUACUAGUCGUGACAAAAUUAGAAUCUCAACUCCAGUUUUACACUCACUCCCUUCUGGAAACUUUGAGUAUUUCCACUCAACGAAACAAGCUUCAGAGAAGAUUUUGGAGGCACUGAAAGAUGAUAGUUGUUGUGUAAUUGGAUUGUAUGGAAAGAAGGGCUCGGGUAAAACAGCGUUGGUGAAAGCUGAGAAAGCCAAGUACUCAGAGAUUUUCCAAAGAGUUUUGUUUCCCAGUGUGUCUAAAAACCAAGAUAUCUUGAGCAUUCAAGAGCGAGUUGCUAACUCUUUGAAUCUCCAUUUUGAUGAAGAUGUCACUCAAGUCACGAGAGCAAUAAGAAUAAAUUCAGAAUUUGAAAAGAUAGAAGGAUCAACUCUUGUCAUCUUGGAUGAUUUUCCGAAAAAGUCUAAGCCAGAAGACUUAGGUAUUCCUUGUAAUAGCAAACAGUGCAAGGUCCUUUUGACUACACGUCUCAAAACUGAUUGCAAUUGGCUAGGAUGUAAGCCUUCGAUUCUUCUUGACCCAUUAUAUAAAGAGGAAGCUUGGACAUUAUUACAACACCUUUCAGAUGUUGACUCCCAACCCAAUCUAUUCGAUGUGGCGCGAGAAAUUUCUUUUAAAUGCAAUGGGCUACCUGGCUUAAUUAAGGAUGUGGCAUCUUCCUUGGAAAAUAAGACGUUUGAGGAGUGGAAAGAAACAUUAGACACACUUAAUCACUCAACAGCUCGCUACCAGAUAUUUGUUAGCUUCAGAGGAGAUGACACUCGAGAUGCUUUCACAGAGUCUCUUUGUGAAGCUUUGUCCCAAAUGGGAUUCAAGACCUUCAUGGAUCAAGAAGCAUUAGAUGGUGGGGAACAAAUUUCAAAAGUUCUUGAAGCAAUUGAAGAAUCAAGGUUUUCAAUUGUAGUUUUAUCCAAAAACUUUGCAGAUUCUGAAUGGUGUCUCAAAGAACUUGUCAAGAUUCUAGAAUGUAAGAAAAGGAAUCAUCAGCUCGUUUUGCCAAUCUUUUAUAAAGUGCAGCCCACAGAUAUAAAAAAUCUGAAAGAGAGUUAUCGCAUAGCCAUGGCCAAACAUGAAGAGAAGUUCGGAAUUGCUUCAGAGAUGGUACUGAAAUGGAAGUCAGCUCUAGUUGAAGUUUCCUCCUUGGUUGGAAGGACUUAUGAAGGGUCCAAAGCUGAAUUUAUACAAAAGAUCGUAGGAUUUGCCAUUGAAAAAAGACAUCGCUUGCAUAUACAAAGCAUGUACAUGAAUUAGAAGAAUGGCUUCUAUUUCUCUUACGUACAUCGAGUGCAACUCAAGGCAACUCAUUACAUAUGAUUAAUGGCACACAAAAGGAUUGCGAUUAAUGUAUUUUUUCAUCCACAUUUUCUUAGAACAAAUAUCUACUCAUAUAUAAUGAAUAAAUCAUCUGGAGAAGAGUUAUUUAAGGUGAGCAUGUUUUUUAAAGUAUGUAAGCAAUUGGCAAUAUGCUUACCCAUAAUUUAAUUUAAAUUGUAUUUUAAUAUCAA